Molecule: messenger RNA, 4537 nt
Organism: Haliotis rufescens (red abalone)
Lineage: Eukaryota; Metazoa; Mollusca; Gastropoda; Lepetellida; Haliotidae
Product: RYamide receptor-like
Exons: 2
Coding region: 181-1368 (395 amino acids)
Biological process (GO): G protein-coupled receptor signaling pathway
Cellular component (GO): plasma membrane; neuron projection
Molecular function (GO): neuropeptide Y receptor activity; neuropeptide binding
Source: RefSeq, a predicted model, not a curated record
ACCAGUGAACGCUAAGUCUCAUGCCGACAAGUAGCACAACGGCCUCCGUCACUGAUAUGUAACCGCUGGUUCCGUAUUCCGCUUCAUUUGCAUUCCACAUUUUUGUAGGUAAAAGAGCAGAGGCAAGGCUUAUCGUAAAGAGUUUCCAACUUUAACAAUGUGAGGAUUUCAGGUUCGAAAAUGGAGGAAAACUUAGGAAAUGGAUCUUUGAGAAUGAAUGGUAAUGUUUCUAACGAAGUUGUUGCUGGAUUGGAAACCGGUGCUCGAGCCACCCUUAUCUGUCUGUACAGUGUGGUGUGUGUUACCGCCGUCGUUGGAAACACAGCUGUGUGUUACCUCGUUUUUGUUCUACGACGUAUGAGGACUGUUACCAAUUUCUUUAUAGCAAGCCUGGCUGUCAGUGACAUGCUCAUGGCACUAGUUUGCAUCCCAUUCACGUUUGUGGCAAAUGUUCUUUUGGACCAUUGGCCUUUCGGAUAUGCCUUUUGUCCGCUUGUGACGUAUCUUCAAGCUGUGGUAGUAUUUCAAAACGCUUAUACUCUUUUAUCCAUGAGCAUGGAGCGGUAUAUUGCAAUAAUGUACCCCUUCAGACCGCGGCUUGGAAAGCGGAAGUGCUUGUACGUUAUCGUAGUGUGCUGGGUGCUGGCAUUUCUGACGCCGUUGCCCACGGCUGUGACAUCCCAUGUUGUGGCCAGUACCAGUAAUGACUCCAACCAGACUCUGUACCUAUGUAGGGAGGAAUGGUCCGACACUCAGAGAUUCUCCUACACACUCACCAUCAUGGUACUGCAAUACUUUGUCCCACUUCUUGUUCUUCUCUACACGUAUAUCAGGAUCGUCCACGUGGUAUGGCUCAAGGACAUCCCGGCUCUCGAGUCAAGGGAAGGGCUGCAGGACCCUAGAAAGAAGGCAAUCUUGAUGAUGAUUACUGUCGUGGGCAUCUACGGCAUCUGCUGGCUGCCUCUGCACGUCAUCACCAUCGUUGGCGACGUCAACCCUACCAUCUACGACUACAGCUACAUGAGAACCAUCUGGAUUGGCGCUCACUGGCUGGCCAUGAGCAGCUGUGCAUAUAACCCCUUCAUCUACUGGUGGAUGAACUCAAAGUUCAGGGAGGGUUAUGUGAACAUCUUGAGAUCCUUCAGGGCCUGUCUGUCAGGAAGGGAUAGGACCUUCUACAUCAACAAGACAAGAGGCUACUCCAGCACUGAUGACCACCGGGGCAAGCAGAACGGAGAUAUCGGAAUGCGGGAUAUUGGACGCAGGCGAGAUGUCAAUUCGCACACGGAAUCCGAGGAGCACAAACAUUCGCAAAUUGUGGAUCCUAAUCUCGAACUUGAACCUGAUAAAGUGCCGCUGAAUGUGUAGAGCUGCGUCACAGAAAGAUGACGUAUAUAGGUUGGCCUUACAAAGUGCCACUGAGUGUGUAGAGGUACGUCACAAAGUGAUGACGUAUAUUUGCUAGUCUUACAUAGUACCGCUCAGUGUGUAGAACUACGUCACAAAUUGAUGACGUAUAUCGGUUGGCCUUACAAAGUGCCGCCCAUUGUGUGAGGUACGUGACAAGCUUGUGACGUAUAUUGGCUGAUCUUACGAAGUAUCGCUCAUUGUGUAGAGCUACGUUACAAACUACAAACGAAUAUGGAUUGGUCUUACAAAGUACCGCUCAGUGUGUAGAGAUACGUCACGAAGUGAUAACGUAUAAGGGUUUGUCUUACAAAGUGCCGCCAAUUGUUGUGAGGUACGUGACAAGCUUGUGACGUAUAUUGGCUGAUCUUACGAAGUAUCGCUCAUUGUGUAGAGCUACGUUACUAACUACAAACGAAUAUGGAUUGGUCUUACAAAGUACCGCUCAGUGUGUAGAGAUACGUCACGAAGUGAUAACGUAUAAGGGUUUGUCUUACAAAGUGCCGCCAAUGUUGUGAGGUACGUCAUAAUUAUAAACUGAUGACGUAUAUGGGUUGGUCUUACAAAGUAACGCUCAGUAUGUAGAGCCACGUCACAAACGAUGACGUAUAUUUGUUGGUGUUACAAAGUGACGUUUAAAGUAGUGCGCUACAUCAUAAACGGAUGACGUAUAUUGGUUGGUGUUACAAAGUGACGCUCAAUGCGUAGAGCUCUGUCCCACAUAUGACGUUUUCGGCUUGAUGUACUAGUAAUUGCUUUUCAGUGUAAAGUGAUGACGUUAAGUUGCUCAGUGUACAGUGUCAAUCGAACUCUGAUGACGUAUACGAUCGACGUCCCGAUCCUUGUAAACAUGGACGUCAAACAUUUGCUGGACCACAGUGCUCUAUCACAGUGGUACGUCACAAAAUGAUGGCGUAUAUGAUUGCUGUCAGACAGUACCGCUCAUUUAAGGAUGUGCAUCCCAAACAUAUAAAGCAUAAAGUUUGGGGUUGUAAAAAUGCCAAUACGUCCCAUAAUGAUACUAGUUAGCGAGACCCACAAGAGCCGCCUAAUGUGAAGAGGUACGCCUCAAACUAAUGACGUAACACGCUUUGGUUCUGACAAAUACCGCUUCGUUGAGAUGUACCUCUAUCUGAGAAUGUGUGAACAAUUUCGACUCACAUGUUGAAACAAAAGAGAAUCAGAUAGUCCGAUUGAGCACAUGAAAUAUAUCACGACCCCAUUAUACCUCUAACUCAUUGAUGAGAAAUAACUUUAAGGGCAAACGGUUUUGCAUGACGUUGUAACAAGCGUUUUAACUGAACACCAGACUGUAUUGUUUUGUUUGCUUGUUGCUUAACGCACUCAGAAAUAUUCCAGGUAUAUGACGGCAGCUCGGCCAUAAUAGAGUCUGGAUCAGAAAAAACAGUGAUUGAUGAGCACCGUCCCACGCCUUCCAGGCACGAUGACAGGAGCGCCACCACUCGAGCCGACCACGGAGAUUCGUGUCCCGUGAUCCGAGACUGAUCACCAGAUUCAAAUUGCAGCCUCUGGUAUGACAAGCAUAGGAUAUAUAAUUCUAACCAAGAAUCUCCACGGACUGUAACAAAUGCGCCAUUUUGUUGAUAGAAUGGUGAAGUGGUGAAAGGAGUGACGGGCAAAUAAGAUCACAUUAUAGAAGUAUAAGUAAGAAAAUCUUGAUUGAAUAUCCAGUUAUCCCCGUCCACACGCAAUCACGUCUAGGCACGUUUUAAGCACAUUUAUCAGGAAGCAAAGGAACCUCGAUAAAAAGAGCAACCAAUAGCGACCAAACUCUCUGAAGUAGUUAAGUGUAUAAUAAGACAAUAAUCACAUUGUCAUUCAGAUACUUUUUCCAAGGAUGACAUCUUAGAUUAUCCUUGCUCUUGAUCAUGGAAUUGUCCACCUAUCCUUUAAGGAGCAAACAUGACUUUGGGUGAUUCCAUUGGGUUUUUAAUCGAUAUCUGAACCGGAUGAAUACUGCUAUUAGAAAUCAGGUUUCUGAACCGUUAUGCUGUGAAGUCAUUCAAUCCUGAUUCAAUGCCGACAUUGACGUCAAGAGAAGUGGGCAUUUUCGAUACGGAUGGAAACCUAAUAAUUAAUUCAUUUUGCCCCUGCUUUGAUCGAGAUGGACCUAAGCUGUGCCAUGUCUGGCACGUUUCUUGGGGACUUCAUCAUUAAACACGAACCAUUGCCACUGAUAACUUGUAUGUCUGAAGCAAUAAUUGACGGUGCAUUUGACCUAUCACCUGUAUCGCUAUCGUUUGUCAAGGGCCCCGUAUUACAUGACAAUCUUACUUGGAAACACCCUCUGUGUUUAAUGGCUUUAUCUUCUAUUGCUUGCUGAGCAUUCGUUCUAGAAAUGAAACGCCAGAAAUCUAUGAUUGUGGGUUCGAAUCCCGGUUCGCCCCGAUUCUGUGCUAGGUUUUGCAGUACCAUACCCGUGCUCGUGGGUUUCACCGAAGUUGUAAACAUCUGAGCCCUGCAUCACUUCGGACUUUCCUACAACAUUAAGCUGACAUGCCGUGAUAUAACUGGAAUACAGUUAAAAGCGGCGUUAAACCCAACUCACUCACUCACCUCCAAGAUUCAUGAGUAUAGGUGCCCGUGUGGAUUCUGGGCUGGAAAGGUCCCCAGCAAUCAAUGCUGGUCGCAAGAAGAGACUGAUGGAUCGGAUGGUCAGGCUAACUGUCUUGGUUGGUUGCGUCGUACCCCGGCGGCUUGCAUCGUUGCUGAUAUCAAUCACGUGAUUGUCUGGUCUGGUUAUUUUCAUGCCGCUUUCAUAUAGCUGGAAUAUUGCUGAGGGCAGCGUUAAAAACAAAACAAAAGAACUCAUCUUUAUUUAGACUGUUUGUGCUUUCGUAUUUAUAACAGAGAAAGGAAGGUGAAUACCUUCUGAAAACCUCAAAAUGAUGAGUCAAAUGUAUAUAUCAGUGAUAAAUGGAAGACCCUAGCCGGGCUUGUAAUAGACGAUUCACUGCACUACCUUUAUCAAUAUGCUAUUGUGUUCGUGAGUUGUUGAAAACUGUUAUAUUUUUUAUUGUGUUACCAAAUAAAAGAUAUCGAAUGCAUAAAUAUGUUAAAUGUUUGAUGAAUCCUUUUUUCAUUCUGUUCAAUAAAUAUUGAAUUCUUA